AGAGGAGGGGCGGGUUUGCAGGCUUCGGCACAGCCCCUUUUGCGGUCGUCUCACGUUGCGAGCUGCGAUGAGUGUUUUCGAUUGCAAUUGAAUCAACUCGCGCAAGAGCACAGAUCGGCUCCAUUCAAUUCCGUCGGGCGCAGUUUUUAACGAGGACUCCCGCGUGGAUUUAAGCUGACGAUGGGUAUUGAUUGCUGAACUAAAGGUUACACCAAGCAGUUCCUAACAUAAAGCUUCCAUUGCAGGAAUGAGGUUUUAUCACACCUGCAAGCUCCCAGGAAGAAUUAUGGGGAUCCGACUACUUCACUUCUCUUCAGUAGUGAUCCUUUUGUUGUUGCUUGUGGCGGGUGCAUUAACUGCUUUGCUGCCCAACAUUAAGGAAGAUAAAAUGCUCAACCUGCGUCGGGAAAGAAAGUCCCAAGGCCAGAUUGCCUCAGAUUCAUUCACCCUUAUUAUGCAAACAUACAACAGAACUGAUCUGCUCUUGAAGCUUUUAAAUCAUUAUCAAGCCAUUCCCCAUUUGCACAAAGUGAUUGUUGUGUGGAAUAAUGUUGGUGAGAAAGCCCCUGAGGAGAUCUGGAAUUCCCUGGGACCUCACCCUGUCCCUGUUAUCUUCAAAGUGCAAACUGCAAAUCGCAUGAGGAACAGACUCCAGGUUUUCCCUGAGUUGGAUACCAAAGCUGUUUUGAUGAUGGAUGAUGACACCCUAGUUAGUGCUUAUGACCUCAUUUUUGCUUUCUCCAUUUGGCAGCAAUUUCCAGAUGAGAUUGUGGGAUUUGUUCCUAGAAAGCACAUUCCCAGCUCUUCAGGAAUAUACAGCUAUGGGAGCUUUGAACUUCUCAGCCCUGCUGUCGGCACUGGGGACCAAUACUCCAUGGUUCUAAUAGGAGCAGCGUUCUUCAGCAGUGAAUAUCUAGAACUCUUUCAAAAACAGCCUGAAGCUGUGCAUGCCAUGAUAGAUGAAACUCAAAAUUGUGAUGAUAUCGCCAUGAAUUUCUUAGUGGCGAAACAUACUGGGAAGCCUUCAGGCAUGUUUGUGAAGCCAGUAGACAUCAGGAAUUUGGAAAAAGAAAGUAACAGUGGCUACUCCGGAAUGUGGCAUCGGGCAGAACACUUGCUCCAGAGAUCUUACUGCCUAAAUAAAUUGGUUAGUAUCUAUGGCAACAUGCCCUUAAAAUACUCUAACAUUAUGAUUUCUCAGUUUGGUUUUCCUAACUAUGCUAAUCACAAGAAUAAAAUGUAAGGAUGCUCUGGAAACAAAUGCUUUCACAAGCUUUUCAGGAGGUUAAAUAGUAAGGUAAGAAGAGAAGUAGGUAUGCAAGGGAUCCAGAGAUUAUACAAGCUUGUUUCCUCAAAGGCUCUUUGAGACGUGAUAUCUGGGGGAAGCAUUCUGUCUCUGUGCUCAGCAUGCAAAAAGCUUCUUUAGUUAGCUUUGUCAUUUGUUAUUAUUUCAGUUGCAAAUCACACUUGCACGAGGGCAGAAUAUCCCCAAAAUGCAGAUACCCUCAUAUGGCCAGCAUCACUUAGAAGGCCACAGCAAAAGAUGCAUCUCCACCAAAUUUUUAAAACUGGUCCACAUCUAUCUAUUCUGGUCAUCUGUGACCCAAAAAACAGAGAAUCAAGUCAGGUAGCCCCAUCCAAGAGGCCAGGCAGCCGGUCGCAGCGCCACCACUGCGCCAUAUCCAUAGAGGCUUCCUGGUGGCUUGUGGAGGCUAGAAAGGUAAAAAGGCCUCUCUGUUGCUGAGAAGCCCCCAUUGGGAUUCAUAGAUUUAUGUCACCUCUUUAGGUGCUAUAAGUCUGAAUUCGCAACCACCAGUUCAAGGCAGCUAGUUCCUUGGGGAAAGCCAACUAAUGUUGGCUUCUUCCCUGGUGAUGGCCCACCCCUCAACACCAGCAGCAGUGGAGAAACACAAUGGCCACAUGAGGGCAUAGUUACCCCUCUGCUAGGUCAAUGGGGAGGGCACAUCCACGCACCGCUCCCACAGACGCACCCCCCCCCCCCCCGCUUUGGAUGGGGCUCUAUGAGAUUCCACGCUGGCUGCUUAGAAGCAACUGUGACUACCACAGAUGACCACCAAAUGUCUGUCUGUGCAUGACACUUCAUUCUUGUACUAUAAAUUGUUCCAGUAUCAUCAUUCCCUGCCCCAAAUUAAUAUCACCUCUGGAAACGCGGAGUGAAAUAUUUUUCACUGUUCUGUUUAAUGUUCAUUUGGCAGUAAAACAAUAUAAAAAGAACUAUCAUUAAAAUGGAUUUAGGGCCAGCUGUUAAUGUUCAUGUACUUUGUCUAUGUCUGGGGAAGGAAGUUGCUCUCCACUUCUUGUACUCCUUAUUUUGACAAAUAAUGUGUCUAUAUUUUCAAAAUCAUUUUGCUGUGUUUUUCAGGCCAAGGGACACACAGUGCAAUUCUAAACAGAGGUACAUCCUUCUAAUCCUAUUUACUUCAAUAGACUUAGAAGGGCAUGAUGGCACCUAAGAUUGCACUGCCACUGAAUUAUAUGAGUUGCCUGAUUCUCUAGAGUAACUGUAAAACAGCUCCAGGUCUGCAUAACUUGUACUUGCCUUGAAGUUCUUCAGUCUACAAUAUUGUUAUGUCUCCUUCUGCAGCCUGAGACCAGCACUUUCAUUGGGGGAAUUAGCUGCAGAGACAGAGUGAGGGGGAUAGGUGGGAUCAAUAACCUGUGUAUAUCAGGAUAAUCCCGGGUGAAAACUUUUAAAUAAACAGACAGCUAUACAAUUAACAAAUUGCAUUUUAUUAAUAAUGAUUAUUGAAAACAAAUAAUAUAUUUUAGGCAAUGAGCACACACGUGCACAAAAAGCAUACAAGGAAUGACCAAGAGAAAAAGGGAAGAAUUUGGAUAGGGUUUCAGGGAUGGGUGAUGAUUAGCAGUUUUGUAGGGCUCUCCAGUGAAAGCAGCGUUGAAGAGGAAAAUGACCAGCAUUUCCAGGAACUGAGGAAAGAGCCCACAUGCAAGGGGGGAUGCAUGCACAGAUCCAGAACAUACACACAUGCUAUGAAUGGCCGAAGGACCAAUAUUUAUACACCAGAAUGGGUCCUGAGGCAUUAUGAGUUAAGCUGGCAGAAAAGCCAGAGACAAAGAAUUGAUUGCUCUUCCGGGGUUCCAACAAUAAGACAGGAGAAGCUUGAUGAAUCUUCAAGGCCCAGGAGAAUGCCUCUUGAAUGCUGAUUGAUCAUUGUGACGGGUGCAGAUAAGGUAAUUAAUGGUCUGCUUGGUCUGAUGAAAUCACCCUAGUGACACAGUGGAGAUUAGCUAGCCCCAUUGUCCAGUCAGGCACACUUUAGGACCAGAGGAAAAGUUCAGCUGCAAACCACCUUCCUGCCUGGGCUUGGCACACAAUUUGAAUCCCAACAUCCACUGAGAGGCAUCCAUUUUUGUGCGGAGCAGUGUCUUGCCCUUACACCAGUCUUUGGUCUCUGUGCAUAAUGGCAUUCUUUAGUGGGAGGAGGGGUCCAGUUGCUUACAGGACAAAAAUGCAAAUAGGCCUCCAUCCUAUUAUAGAUGGAUUUUAUUAAGCCAGACCCCUUGGGAUUGUUGUUUGGAAAUUGUACGUCAAAACAUGGAGAACUUCUCACAGUGGUAUAGAUACAGGUGCAAUAAGAGGGGAAGCCAUGGUUUAAUGUAGCAACAACCCAUGCUUUAUCAUUACAUGAAUAAGGCAAGGAAAUAUUUGAGCUCAUGCACUACACCCCCCGCCCCCCGGGCCACUAAUGCAUGGCUUAAAAAUUAGAUAUACGUGGAAUUCAAAAUCACCAACUGGAUUAUUUUUACCAUCACCCCCUUCUUCCCUCCAAACCAACAUUUCAAACAUGAUUAAUCCUGGCUUGAAAUUCAGAUUUGGAAGGAAGAAAGAAACAAUAGUUUGUUGCUUGGACAAAACUUCAAACUGCAAUUUGCUGUGAAACUAGAAAUCUAUCACUGUAGCUCUGUGUAUCAAACAAGAAGAAUGGAAGAGACAAUGCGCCUAACCUGAAGAUCCUUCCAUGUGUGUUUCUUUAAUGACAGACCAUACUAAUGUCCUUCAUAGGACAUUAGUAGGACUAGCUGUUUUUCUGUAUAUUCAGGGACUGCAGUCCUUCACUCAGUUACAUGAACUUCUCUGAAGCCAAGAUCUGGGAUCCUGAGUCCAUACAGUGUAUGUUCCAGGUUUUCACAGCCUUGGCUCCUUUGCUUAUUUUCUUCACACCAGGAGCCCUCCUCCAAAAACAUGCAACUACAUUUAUAUCUCUUCUAGGUUUAAGCCCAGUUUACUUUUCAGAGGAAACCUUUUGGAUAAAGAAAGAAACAAUCAACUAUGCUGGGGUGGAUCUUUUGAUCUGACCAGCAAGAUUAAGCAUGCAUAACCGUAUAGGAUUGCAACCCACAUCUUAAGUGUAUCAGUUAUACUGGUGACAUGUUACAGUUUGUAACCCUGAAAGGCUGGCAAUGUCUAGACCUGGCCUGCAUAAAAUGCAUCCUUAAAGCAGCAAGGGCACAUCAGUCAUGCAGGCGGCAAAAAUAAGAACUCGUAUCAUGGCAAGUGAUGUAAGAUCUAGAUCAGGGGUCUGCAACCUGUGGCUCUCCAGAUGUUCAUGGACUACAAUUCCCAUCAGCCCCUGCCAGCAUGGCCACAGGUUGCAGACCCCUGAUCUAGAGGUCAAUUGUGCUUUGCUUUUAGGCAUCGCUAGUGUGCAUUUGCCCAGAAGCCUGGAAAUAUCUGAAACUGGUGGCUGAGGGACUGCUGCUUUGAGGAUCAAAUGAAAUUAAUUUUAAUAUUUGGCUGUAGAAUCUGAGCUCAUAACCCUGUAUGUUAAUGUGCCAUAUUUCCUACUUCUGUUCUUUCAACUAAAAGCUUCCUUUUAUGUAUGAAUUUUGUAUUUCUAUUCCUAUAUUUUUUCAAGAAAUAAGCCGGAAAGAAACUACUAUGUCAAAAAUAUUUCUGUAGUACAAUACAGCAGCAAUUGCAGAUGUGCUUGUGUAGGUCAAUUGUAUUUGAUAACAAUGUACAUUUUUGUUCAAGUCCAGUAUGUUUUGCUCUUUUAUAUUUUUGUUCUGUUUCUUAAUCCUUAUAUACUGCUAAUAAAGAUGUGUAAUGUUACCCUGAAA
Molecule: messenger RNA, 5103 nt
Organism: Sphaerodactylus townsendi
Lineage: Eukaryota; Metazoa; Chordata; Lepidosauria; Squamata; Sphaerodactylidae
Gene: EXTL2
Product: exostosin like glycosyltransferase 2
Exons: 5
Coding region: 248-1243 (331 amino acids)
Cellular component (GO): membrane
Molecular function (GO): glycosyltransferase activity
Source: RefSeq, a predicted model, not a curated record